UUCCUCCCAGAAUAGGGCUGUCCGCCUUUGCUUCCAUAAAAGGUUUCCAAGAUUCUUAUUCCCUGGAGCAUCAAGCCCUGAGCAGGCUUUUCUAGCUGUAAAAGGGACAGACUUCACACACUAUCUUUGUGCCCAAUCCCGUUACCAGAAGCUCAAGACCAUCUUCUCAGAGCAGCCUGAACCCAAGGAAAAAAUGACAGAAACACUGACGCCGGAGCAGAUCACUGAGUACAAGGGCAUCUUCGAGAUGUUCGAUGAAGAAGGGAACGGUUUAGUCAAAACAGAUGAGCUGGAAAGAUUGAUGAGCUUGAUUGGAAUCAACCCAACCAAGAGAGAGCUGGCGACGAUGGCCAAGGAUGCGGACAAAGAAAGUAAAGGGACUUUCAACUGUGAUGCGUUCUUGGUUCUGAUGGGCAUCUACCACGAAAAGGCCAAAAACCAGGAUGAAGAGCUCAGAGCAGCCUUCAAAGUCUUCGACAAAGAACACAAGGGCUACAUUGAAUGGGACACACUCAAGUACGUGUUGAUGAACGCUGGGGAACCACUGAAUGAACAGGAAGCCGAAUUGAUGAUGAAGGAAGCUGACAAGGAUGGGGACGGAACCAUCGAUUAUGAAGAGUUUGUGGCGAUGAUGACUGGAGAGUCCUUCAAACUGACACAAUAAAGGCUGUUGGAAGAGAA
Eublepharis macularius is the source of this 681-nucleotide messenger RNA. It is a transcript of the gene CALML6, whose product is annotated as calmodulin like 6. Gene Ontology annotation, cellular component: myosin II complex. The coding region runs from base 194 to 664 and encodes 156 amino acids. Gene Ontology annotation, molecular function: calcium ion binding. NCBI's taxonomy places the organism in Eukaryota, Metazoa, Chordata, Lepidosauria, Squamata, Eublepharidae. The record is from RefSeq and is a predicted model, not a curated record. The transcript has 5 exons.